UUGUCUAAAGUUGUAAUAAGUGAACAUGAGGUACUGUAUGUGGGCUGUUUUCUUCUUCUGCAGGUUUAUUAGAAGAACUGAACAUGGGGGAUGUACUCUGGUAUUUCCUCCGACUCCUUCACCAUGAAACCUGGGCAACAAUAGAAUAGAAGGAAGCGCUGCUGGCCAACUCUUUCCUCCCAACAACACUCACUUCCCUUCAGCUCCUCCACUCGGCUCAUCUGAGGCCGGACGAGCUGCCAGCAACAUGGACGCCCUGAUCCUGCUCUGCUUCAUCCUACUGAGAGCCAGCUGGGGCUCUGGUUUCCUCGUCAUGUUGACCCCGAGGAGGUUGUGUCUCUUCACCAAAAGUCAAGCCGUCCUCCUGGGACGCUGUGAUGUCACUAACCCCGCCCAGCAGUGGACGUGGCUGGGCGGAGCCAGGCUGGUCCACACUCAGUCCUCCAGGUGUCUCUGGGCCGACCCCAGCCCUCACCUGCCGCUCCACGCACGCCUCGCCAAACUGAGCGACUGCAGCAGAGCGCCGGCAUGGAGCUGCUACAACACCAACGGAGCGUUUGGAUUGGCUGAGACUCACAUGUACCUGAAGAAACAGGGAUCCCGCGUCGUGAUUGGAGAAAACCUGCAGGCUUCAGAGUGGAGUGGGUAUGAUGUCGACUCGGGAGGGACUCAGCUGGUGACGUCUUUAUGUCCCCAAACAGAAAUCACUUCUGUCUCCAUCUUUGAUUCAUCCACCCAUAGACCACCGGGACUAUCCAGCACCAUCUACACCAUCACAAGUCCUGCCAUAACCGUCACUAAUGAACGAUUAUCAGACACAGUGAAAACCCACCGCACCACCAGACAAGUCCACAGUUCAAUAACUGACGGAGCUUCAGCGCAUGUGAGCGACAUCACCAAAACUCGAACCAGGAGGUCGGAGACUAGAGACUUCAAUCCUGAUGUUUCAACUUCAGUCACACAGCUGUCAGCUCUGAACGGCAGCCAUAUUGUCUCCUCGAGUCCGGCUGCAUUCACGGCAGAUCAAUCCACGGAUGUCUCGGAGAGUUCGUCAGCUACAAAUGUUCUUCAGCUCAGGACUGAAGCUGAGACGACUGCGUCCUCCUCCUCCUCCAUUAGACAGGAUCCUGAGUCUGAAACUGCAGCUGUGACUCUGGUUUCCUCAGAGAUGAACAUGACUGAUCUUCUGACCACCUCUGAAGUCAUCUCUGAGAUCACCUCUGAGGUCACCUCUGAGAUCACCUCUGAGAUCACCUCUGAGGUCACCUCUGAGAUCACCUCUGAGGUCACCUCUGAGGUCACCUCUGAGGUCACCUCUGACGUCACCUCUGAUGUCACCUCUGAUGCUACUGUUGGUAUAUCUGCUGACACAGAGUCAAACCAAGAUACAACUCAUACAACACAUUCAACUACUAACAAGAGCCGUUCACCUGCCUCCACCACCACCACACCUCCUCCUACAACUGCUUACGCACCUUCAACAGCAGAUAUGAUGUCUACAUCCAUCAUGGAGACAGUUCCACCAUCGACACCUCAAACCCUGCUGACCAUUUCCCAAACUUCACCAACAGUUACCGCAACGCUGCCAACGGUCUUUACAGUUCGUCCAAAAGUCUCAGUGAGCACCACGACUGAAGGUGCUCCACCGACGUCUCCAACAGCCGUGGCGGUGUCUCCAGGAAGGAUCAACACCUCAACUCCAACAGUCCCACCUACCAGUCCGACGAACACACCUACAACCACAACUAAACCCACGACCACCCGUGUAACCACAACCAAACCCACCACCCCCCCUACAACCACAACCAAUCCCAUGACCACCCCUGUAACCACAACCAAACCCAUGGCCAUCCCUGUAACCACAACCAAACCCACCACCACCCCUGUAACCACAACCAAUCCCAUGACUACCCCUGUAACCACAACCAAACCCAUGACCACCUCUACAACCACAACCAAACCCAUGACCACCCCUGUAACCAUAACCAAACCCACCACCACCCCUGUAACCACAACCAAUCCCAUGACUACCCCUGUAACCACAACCAAACCCAUGACCACCUCUACAACCACAACCAAACCCAUGACCACCCCUGUAACCAUAACCAAACCCACCAACACCCCUAUAACCACAACCAAUCCCAUGACCACCCCUGUAACCACAACCAAACCCAUGACCACCCCGGUAACCACAACCAAUCCCAUGACCACCCCUGUAACCACAACCAAUCCCAUGACCACCCCUGUAACCACAACCAAACCCAUGACCACCCCUGUAACCACAACCAAACCCAUGACCACCCCUGUAAUCACAACCAAUCCCACGACCACCCCUGUAACCACAACCAAACCCACCACCACCCCUACAACCACAACCAAACCCAUGACCACCCCUGUAACCACAACCAAACCCAUGACCACCCCUGUAACCACAACCAAACCCACCACCACCCCUACAACCACAACCAAACCCAUGACCACCCCUGUAACCACAACCAAACCCACGACCACCCCUGUAACCACAACCAAACCCACGACCACCCCUGUAACCACAACCAAACCCACCACCACCCCUGUAACCACAACCAAACCCAUGACCACCCCUGUAACCACAACCAAACCCACGACCACACCUACAACCACAACCAAACCCCUGACCACCCCUGUAACCACAACCAAACCCAUGACCACCCCUUCAACCACAACUAAACCCACGACCACCCCUACAACCGCAACCAAACCCAUGACCACACCUACAACCACAACCAAACCCACGACCAUCCGUGUAACCACACCUACAUCCACUACAGCACUUCCAACCAUAGAAACUGCAGCCACAACGACCACAGCCAAGCCAACAACCAUCAAAACCACUCCAACCACCACCACAACCAGUGCAACACCUGCAGCUCCAACAACAAGCAGAACAACCACAACUCCUUUGACCACAACUACACCUCAGCCCACGACUUUAGGGUCAGCCACCACUACACCUGCUUCUCGCUGUUCUGUGAACUUCACAGACAUCAGUUCGAGCUCCAGUUCCAUCGCGGCGACGUUCAGCAGCGCCGGUCCGUCCUGUACCUUCAGCCUGGUCAUCGACGACGACUGGCGGGCCGAUGGCGCCGACUGUGACCCAGAUGGAGAGUCCAGGAUCAGCUUCACCUGUCGGAUCACGGGUCUGGAUCCCGGGACUUUGUACCGGUUAAUGGUGAUUUCCAAGGAGGACGGAGAGAGGAGCAACGCAUCGGUACGUACAGACCCGGUCGGUCCGGCUUGGCUGGAUGUCCAGAUUGACCAGAUUCAGGCUCAGUAUAAAAGCCUGUCUGAGGUCGACGGUGGUUCUCCAGGUCUGCGGGUGUCCUGGUCUCGUUCUGACGGUUAUGUGGACUGGUAUGAUCUGACCCUGGAGGACUCCAGCUCCGGAUCCACCCGCAGGACCAGAAUCAUGAACUCUGCAGCCUCCCGGUUUGGUUUCAGCUCCCUGGUCCCCGGGACUCUGUACACCGUCAGUGUGGUGGCUACCGCCGGGAGCAAGAGUGCUCCACCUGUCCACAGGACAGCAGCUACAGCUCCGUCGUCUGUCCACGGCCUCCAGGUGGCGUGCUCGUCCUCAGACAGCCUCAGUGUUUCCUGGCAGGUCGGUCCGGGCAGAACCGAGCAGAUCAGGGUUCUGCUGACGGAUCAGGACGAGGUUCUGUUGAAAAACGUCACUCUGCGAAACAACGUGACCUCCGCUGAGCUGGACGGCCUGCAGCCUGGGACUCUGUACACCGUCACCGUGGUAACGGAGUCUGUCGGCCUGCAGAGCUCCGCCUCCAAACAGGUGGUCACAGUCCCAGGACUGGUCUCAGAACUGAGGCUGGACAACAACGGCAGCUCAGACAGUCUGCAGGCCUCCUGGGUGUCACCUGAAGGUGGUGUGGACGUCUACCUGGCGACCUUAUCGGCUUUGGAGUCGAUCCCCCAGGAGCACCGCCUGCCUCCCAACAUCACCCGGGUAGUCUUUGUGGGUCUGACCCCCGGUCGCAGCUACCAGCUGUGUGUCAGGACCACCGCUGGAGGACAGAGCUCAGAGACCAGGACCAGCGGGAGGACAGUCCCUCUUCCGGUGUCGUCUCUCUCCAUGACGCCUCUCGCUGACGGUAAGACACUGAGGCUCAGCUGGUCGCCCCCCAGAGGAGACUGGGAGAACUACAGCGUCCUGCUGAGGAACGGCUCGGUGGUUCUGGUGAACCAGACCGUCAGUAAACUGAGCAGACAGCACGCCUUCUCCGUCCUCGGCCUCGGUCUGGUGCCGGGUCGACUUUACGGGGCAGAGGUUACGGUUCACAGCGGCAUUCUGGGUAACACGGCGCUCUGCCACGGAGGACUGGCCCCUCGUCCUGUGCAGCAGCUGCUCGUCCGUCACGCUGAUGAAACCACUCUUAGCUUCCGCUGGAGUCGGCCGGUCGGUGAAUGGGACGACUUUACGUUGGUCCUCAGACAGGCGGACCCCGCCACCGUCGUGGCUCAGAGGAUCCUCCCCUGGGAGGCCAGGGAGUGCACCUUUAACAUCCUCACCUCAGCACGCCUCUACACCGUCACCGUGACAACCAACAGCGGCAACCUGACCAGCUCCGCCUCUGUGACCGCUCGGACCAGUCCGGCCCAGGUCACUGGUCUGCAGGUGUCCAACCUCGGCAGCACCAACAGCCUGCAGGCGCAGUGGGAACGAGCAUCCGGGGACCUGGAUUCGUACCGCGUCCUGCUGGUCCACGACAGCAGCGUCAUCAAGAACGAGAGUGUGGAGGCCGACGCCACCGAAAUCAGCUUCCACGCUCUGAGACCCGGAGCUCUCUACAGGGUGGUGUUAACCACCAUCAGAGCCGGACACGUCUCCAGACAGACUGUAGCAGAGGGACGCACCGCCCCGGCUGCGGUGGGUGAGGUAACAGUCAGUAACAACGGUCGUAUGGACUUCCUGAGCGUGUCGUGGCGUCCGGCUCCAGGGGAGGUGGACAAUUACCUGGUGACACUGAGCGACCGCCAGAAGACACUUCACACCGUCUCUGUUUCUAAAUCCAGUCCAGAGUGUGUUUUUAACUCUCUGGUGUCCGGACGUCUCUACAACAUCUCCAUCACCUCCCGCAGCGGCACCCACGUGAACCACACCUUCGUCCAGGAGAGAACACAGCCGUCGCAGGUCCAGAACCCGACAGCAACCCACGCCGCUCGGGACGACUACCUGAAGGUGUAUUGGCGUCACGCCUCCGGAGACUUUGACUUCUACCAGGUGUUCAUCAAACACAACAACGUGUUCCUGCAGAACAAGACAGUCCUGAAGACGCAGAACGAGUGUGUGUUUAACGGCCUGGAGCCCGGUAGACUCUACACGGUGCUGGUGAGCACCUGGAGCGGGAAGUACGAGACCACUGCCUCCACCCACGGCAGGACCUUCCCGGCGGCGGUCCGGUUCCUGGUUCUGGCUGGACAGGGUACUGAGGAUCUGCGUGUGACGUGGUCCGCUGCUCCGGGUGACAUAGAUCACUACGAGGUGCAGCUGCUGUUCAACGACAUGAAGGUGUUUCCUCCGAUCACUCUGGGCAACGGCGUGGGAGAGUGUGUACUGUCAUCGCUCACACCUGGACGGCUCUACAAGAUCCUGGUUUCCACCUUCAGCGGCCCUAACCAGAGGGCCCAGUUCAUCGAGGGCCGCACAGUUCCGAGUAAAGUGAAGAACAUCCACGUCAGUAACAGCGGAGACAGCAGCAGUCUGAAGGUGAGCUGGACUCCCGGUCAGGGCGAUGUGGACGGAUACUCUGUGUUUCUGUCCAGACUGAACCGACAGCUGGACGUCCGACCCGUCCUCAAGCACCACUACGAGGUGACCUUCAGCUCGCUGCAGCCGGGACAGAUGUACCAAGUGACGGUCCAGUCGUUCAGCGGAGAGCUGCUCAACAACAACACGGCCACGGGACGCACAGUGCCCUCAGCGGUGACGGGUCUCCAUGUGGAGGACAUCCAGUCCACCUGCAGCCUUCAGGUGAACUGGCAGGAGGCUCUGGGUGUGUCUGACGGAUACGUACUGCAGCUUCUGGAUGACCGAGGCAGUCUGGUGACAAACUCCUCUCAGCCCUCUGGACACACCAGGUUCAUGUUCGACGGCCUCACCCCAGGCAAGAAGUACCGAGUCCAAGUCCAGACCACCAGCGGGGGCGUCCACAGCCCGGGGGUCAGUGCCGAGGCUCAGACACGUCCUGCAUCCGUCACUGAUCUGUCCAUUAAAGCCAACACCACCACCAGUCUGUCCUUCCACUGGUCUCCACCUGACGGAGAGUUUGAUGUUUAUGAGAUCUUCUUGUAUAAAAGUGAUGACUCGCUGCAGGAGAAACGCCGCGGCCAGUCCAGAAGUCAGCAGUGCUCCUUCCAGGGUCUCAGACCUGGAGCUCCCUACAGGAUGGUGGUGGUGACCCACAGCGGGGGGCAGACCAACCAGUCAUUGGUCUGGGCCUGGACAGUCCCAGCAGCCGUGGUGUCUCUGAAGGCUCAUAGUGGAAACCAGUCUGAUGCUCUGUUGGUGAACUGGGAUCGUGGCGGUGGUGAUCUGAGCGGCUACCUGCUGUCUCUGUACCCUCUCAACCCCGCCGGCGCUCAGCGGGCGCAGCAGCAGCGGCUGGGGUCAGAGGUCACAGAGUUUGUCUUCUCAGACCUGGUACCUGGUCGACAGUACCGAGCCGAGGUGCUGAGCCUCAGCGGAGAGCUGACUAACGGAGCCAGCACACUGGGGAGGACUGCUCCCAGACCUCCAACCUCCUUCCUGUUCGGGGGAGUCACCAACACCUCCCUGGAGCUCACCUGGAGCAGCCCCGUAGACUCCGACUACGACGACUUCGACCUGCAGUGGACUCCUCGGGACCGGCUGUCCGUCUUCAACCCGUACCUCAGCCGCACCUCCGGCAGCCGCAUCUUGAGAGGGAUGUUCCCCGGACGACUGUACACCUUUAGCCUGCGCAGCAUCAGCGGCGCCACGGAACCCGGGGCUACGCCCACCUACAGCACACCCAUUGACAACAGCAUCCGGACCAAGCCGGAGCGAGUCCUCAGCCUGCACUGCCGCCCUCAGAGCUCCACCUCCAUCUCGUGCUCCUGGGCGCCACCGGAGGCCGACUACGACUCCUACACUGUCGAGUGUCUCCACCAUGACUCCAAGGUCCUGGUCUACUCACGCCGCACCGGCAGAGACGCCACCGCCUACCUCAUCACCCAGCUGGAGCCCCACAAACGCUACACCAUCUCCGUGAAGGUCAUUUCGGAUCGGACGACCAGCGAGGCGGCACAGGACAGCGUGGUCACGAUGAUUGACUGUCCUCCGGUGCCCCCCCUCAGUACCCGGGUCAGUGACAGGUCCGCCGUGGUCACCAAGUCUUCCAUCUUCUUCACAUUUAACUGCAGCUGGUUCAGUGACGUCAACGGAGCCAUCAAGUUCUUCACUGUGGUGGUGACAGAGUCUCAAGAUGUAGAUGAGGAGCAGCCGGACCAGCGGCACCCUCUGCCCUCCUACCUGGACUAUAAAUCCAACAGCUCCAUAAAGUCCUACCAGACCAGUUACUUCCCCAGUCGCUGCAGCGAGGGCCCCGACAGCAGCUCCAACAGCUUCCAGCUGAGUCUGGGGACGGGGAUGGACUCACUGGGGGGCUCCUGUGAUCACAGAGACCAGCAGAGCCCAUCAGACCUGGAUCCAGAGACAAGCAGAGACCUGAACCUGUUCUGUGACGGACCACUGAAACCCAAAACUGCCUACAGACUCAGUGUUCGAGCGUUCACUCAGCUGUUUGAUGAAGACCAAUCAGACUUCAGCUCUCCUCUGUACAGCGACACCUACCUGUCUCUACCUGUGGUCACCGAGGCAGAGCCUCUGAGCGGUGUGAUCGAGGGCGUCAGUGCCGCGAUGUUCCUCGUCGUCAUGAUGGCGGGAGUCAUCGCUCUGCUGGUCUGCAGACAAAAGGCCCACAAAGUAGUUCAAGAGAGAACGACAGUCAGGAUGAAUGUGAGGAGAGAGAGGAGUGCACCAUCAGGAGUCCACCUGGGAGUCAGAGGAAACCGUCGAGUCUCAAGUCCCAUCAGGAUCCUGAACUUUGAGUGUCACUACAAUAAACUGCAGGCCGACUCCAACUACCUGCUGUCAGAGGAGUACGAGGACCUGAAGGACGUCGGUCGUAAUCAGCCGCUGGACUCGGCUCUGCUGCCAGAGAACCGCGGCAAGAACCGAUACAACAACAUCCUGCCCUAUGACUCCACCAGGGUGAAGCUGUCCUACGUGGAUGAUGAUCCGUGCUCCGACUACAUCAACGCCAGCUACAUGCCCGGGAAUAACUUCCGGCGGGAGUACAUCGCCACUCAGGGUCCUCUGCCAGGAACUAAAGAUGAUUUCUGGAAGAUGGUUUGGGAGCAGAACGUCCACAACAUGGUGAUGGUGACUCAGUGUGUGGAGAAAGGCAGGGUGAAGUGUGACCACUACUGGCCCUUCGACCAGGACCCACUGUACUACGGAGACCUGAUCAUCCAGAUGUUGUCAGAGUCUGUUCUUCCUGAGUGGACCAUACGAGAGUUCAACAUCUGCAGCGAGGAGCAACUGAGCGUCACUCGGCUGGUCCGUCAGUUUCACUACACCGUGUGGCCGGAUCACGGCGUCCCAGAGACAACACAGUCUCUGAUCCAGUUCGUCCGGACUGUCCGGGACUACGUCAACAGAAGUCCUGGAUCUGGACCCACCGUGGUCCACUGCAGUGCCGGUGUGGGUCGUACAGGGACCUUCAUCGUUCUGGAUCGAGUGCUGCAGCAGCUGGAGACCAAGGACAUGCUGGAUAUCUACGGCGCCGUCUUUGACCUGCGACUCCACCGAUCACACAUGGUGCAGACGGAGGGUCAGUAUACAUACCUCCAUCAGUGUGUUCGUGACGUUCUCAGAGCCAGGAAGCUCCGCAGUGAGCAGGAGAACCUCCUCCACCCCGUCUAUGAAAAUGUGAACUACAACUUCCAAAGAGAGACGCUGUCCAGCAGACGUUAAAAAUUGUAUUGACUUCUGAUCGAUGUGAUUGACUACUGAUCGAUGUGAUUGAUUACUGACUGAUGUGAUUGACUACUGAUCGAUGUAAUUGAAUACUGAUCGAUGUGAUUGAUUACUGAUCGAUGGGAUUGACUAUUGAUCGAUGUGAUUGAUAACUGAUCGAUGUGAUUGAUUACUCAGUGAUGUGAUUGACUACUGAUCAAUGUGAUUGAUUAUUGAUCUAUCUAAUUGAUUACUGAUCGAUUUGAUUGAUUAUUGAUCUAUCUAAUUGAUUACUGAUCGAUGUGAUUGAUUACUGAUCGAUGUGAGUGACUACUGAUCGAUGUGAUUGAUUACUGAACGAUGUGAUUGACUACUGAUCGAUGUGAUUGAUUACUGAUCAAUGUGAUUGAUUACUGAUCAAUGUGAUUGACUACUGAUCGAUGUGAGCGACUACUGAUCGAUGUGAUUGAUUGCUGAUCGAUGUGAUUGAUUACUGAUCGAUGUAAUUGAUUACUGAUCAAUGUGAUUGAUUACUGAUCAAUUUGUUAAGCUCUAGGGGAAUGAGGGAAACAUGGCAAUUCUAUUUUUAUAUCAGUGUUUAUAUUUGAAGCAUCAGAUGUUUCCCAAUAGAGAAAAACUUUAUUUAUAAUAUAUAAUAUAAUUUAUAUACACGAAGCACCAGCUCUGUAGUUUAUUGUAAUUUAUAUAUAAUAAGCGAUUGAUGAUGAAUGGGUGGAUUACUGUAUGAAGGGACUACAUGUUAUACAGAUGUUACACAGAUGUAACACAGAUGUUAUACAGAUGUUACACAGAUGUUAUACAGAUGUUACAGGUGUUUUCUGUUCCAAACUGAUCCUACCAUUAGAACAUUAGAACCUUCAUGAUUUAGUACAGGCCUGUUGGAUCAGACUCUCAGGUGUUCCUUAUAAACUGGACACUGAGUUUAUACACUAAUAUACAGAAUACAGUCCCCCAGUGUAUCACGUAUAAUCAGUAUAUAAACAUGUAAUGAAUGUUUAGUAACAGACUAUAAUAUAUGUAUUUUAUAUUAUUACAGCUGUGUUUUCUCAUUUAUUAUCUUUUUAUACAGCAGACAACACUUCUGUCUGUCCACAGGAGGAGUUAUAGUUGUAAUAAAUACAUUAAUAAGCACUUAUUAUCAUCUGUUUCUGAUUAUACAUGAUAGAUAGGGGACCCGUGAGCACAACGUAAUAACUUGAAGAUCAAUUCAGUUAAUUUUUAUAUCGUGUAUAGCGUAUCUUUGUGUGACAGUAAAUAUUGAUGAUGAUAAACACUGAAAUACGUCGGCAGGUUUUAUUUAUUAAGAGAUGAACAUGUAGAAACUGUUGUGAUCACGUUUGAUCUGAUUCACGUUGUUGUUCACUGAAAUGUGUGACAUCACAACUGUAAACCAAUGAGAAGAGCAGACAUGUCUCAUGUGACAUCACAUCUGUCACUCAUAAUAAGAAGCUUUUUUAAUGUUCAUUAUAAACAUUAAUGUUUGAGUGUUAAAGGUCAGAUUAUUUUUUUAAUCAUAAAUGUAUGUAAGAUAUCAUUUAAAGUGUGUAUUAUGUAUUUUAUUUUUUACCACCACAUGAACUGUACUUUAUUUUGUAAGAACAUUUCCUGUAUGUGAGAGCAGUUAAUUAAACACCACAGAAGAAGAAAUA
Sebastes umbrosus (honeycomb rockfish) is the source of this 10701-nucleotide messenger RNA. Its product is annotated as receptor-type tyrosine-protein phosphatase beta-like. Gene Ontology annotation, molecular function: protein tyrosine phosphatase activity; cadherin binding. Lineage: Eukaryota; Metazoa; Chordata; Actinopteri; Perciformes; Sebastidae. The transcript is spliced from 34 exons. Gene Ontology annotation, biological process: protein dephosphorylation; angiogenesis. The record is from RefSeq and is a predicted model, not a curated record. Bases 248 to 9049 code for a protein of 2933 amino acids.